UAGCAUUUAGCAGCGCUUAAGCUCGUCGGUGUGCUCGGUACAAGACACCAAAAUGUUGAAAGAGUUGGUGAAGGAGCGACUAAUGGUGGCAGCUGACGAAAUAUUCGCGCUGUUUGAAAGCACGAUAACGUCGUACGAGGAGGAACUUUCUCGAACGAGAGAGGAGAAGGAGCGACAUCGACAACAACUGGAAGCUGCUCGCAAAACUCAAAUUGUGCUACACGUUGAAGACGUCCAGCAGCUGAGUGGUCAUCAAGAACGUCCACCUACGCCACAGGAGGAAAGCUCCACAUUGAAGCAGGAGGAUCCACAACUCCCUGACCUUAAAGAGGAAGAGGAGGAACAUAUGAUCAGUCAGUCAGGAGAAGAGGGUUUUCUCGGGCCGCAUGAGGCUGAUCUCACCAAGUUGCCUCUGACUGGUGUCUCUGUGAAGACUGUAGACCAUGAAGACAAACCACAAGUUGACAACCUCUUAGCUCCUCUAUCAGAUAGUGACGACGUAAUGUCACAUUUUACUGAGGAUGGAGACGAGGACUACACCCAAGUACCUUUGAGCGUCAAUACAGACUGUGAGGGUGAUAUGAGGACUCACACAGACAGCAAACACCCUGAAUGCUCUGAAAAGAAGAAAGGUAAAAAACGUUUUACCUGCUCCAUUUGUGCAAAAUGUUUUUGUAGGAACGCUAAUCAUGUUCGACACAUGAGAACACACACAGGAGAAAAACCUUUCAGUUGCUCCGUUUGCAGCAAUAGUUUUUCUCACAAGACCACGCUGACCGCACACAUGAGAACGCACACGGGAGAAAAACCUUUCGAUUGUUCAGUUUGCGGUGAAACGUUUUCUCACAGGAAGUACCUGAUACCUCACAUGAGAACGCACACAGGAGAAAAACCUUACAUUUGCUCAGUUUGCGGCAAAAGUUUUUCUCAGAAAUACGCAUUGACCGUGCACACGAGAACGCACACGGGAGAAAAACCUUACACUUGCUCAGUUUGCUGCAAAACGUGUUCUCAGAAGGCCGCUUUGACCGCACACAUGAGAACACACACAGGAGAAAAACCUUUUAUUUGUUCAGUCUGUGGUGACAAGUUCUCUCGGCGAUACAUACUGAAAUUACACAUGAGAAGACACACAGGCGAAAAACCUUUCACUUGCUCAAUUUGUGGGGAUAUAUUUUCUCGGAAGGACAGUCUGAAAUUACACAUGAUAAAACACACCGGAGAAAUACAUUUUGUUUGUCCAGUUUGUCAUACAUUUUAUCCUGAUAAGCAAAGUUUGACAGCACACGUGACAACACACAACAGAGAAUAAAUGUUUUCCUGUCAAGUUUGUGCUCUAAGAUUGUCAAAUUGUAGAAGUUGUCUCUUGUGAAAAGUAGCCGUAGUAGUGAAGUGAAUUAUAUUUAUAUAGCGCUUUUUUACUGAUGACUCAAAGCAUUUUACUUAGUAAAACCCAUUAUCUAACUUACAUUUAAACCAGUGUGGGUGGCACUGGGAGCAGGUGGCUAAAAUAUCUUGCCCAAGGACAACCGAGUCCCAGUAGUUCAUUUCUAACAUGUAUACAGCAUAGAGAUGUACGAUAAUAUCUGACUGCCGAUAUUAUUGGCCGAUAGAUGCUUUAAAAUAUAAUAUCGGAUAUUAUCGGUAUCGGUUUCAAAAAGUAAAAUGUAUGAGUUUUUAAAAUGCCGCUGUACGGAGCGGUACACGGAUGUAGGGAGAAGUACAGAGCAGUUUUCCCCGGGAGACUCCCGAAUUUCAGUGCCCCUCCCGAGGCAGCCAUUCUCCCGAAUUUCUCCCGAGACAACAAUAUCGGGGGCGUGCCUUAAAGGCACUGCCUUUUGCGUGCCGGCCCAAUCACAUAAUAUCUACGGCUUUUCACACACACAAGUGAAUGCAAGGCAUACUUGGUCAACAGCCAUACAGGUCACACUGAGGGUGGCCGUAUAAACAACUUUAACACGGUUACAAAUAUGCGCCACACUGUGAACCCACACCAAACAAGAAUGACAAACACAUUUCGGGAGAACAUCCGCACCGUGACACAACAUAAACACAACAGAACAAAUACCCAGAAUCCCUUGCGGCACUAACUCUUCCGCGACACUACAAUAUACCCCCCCCCCAACCCCGCCCACCUCAACCUCCUCAUGCUCUCUCAGGGAGAGCAUGUCCCAAAAAAAAUUAUGCACUUUGUGACUUCAAUAAUAAAUAUGGCAUAUUUUGGAAAACCUUGUUACAUUGUUUAAUGCAUCCAGCGGGGCAUCACAACAAAAUUAGGCACAAUAAUGUGUUCAUUCCACGACUGUAUAUAUCAGUAUCGGUUGAUAUCGGAAUCGGUACUUAAGAGUUAUACAAUAUCGGAUAUCGGCAAAAAAGCCAUUAUCGGACAUCUCUAAUACAGCACUUCAAUAGUGAUAUGUUGUGUGUAUGAUACCAGAUUCCCUCAUGAGUUCCAGGUUAGUGUGCCACUAAGAACAGCAGCCACAUUAUUUUAAACUAACUCUGAAGCAAGUAAGAAAUAGCAACAACAAGCUCAGACAAUCUGAUUGGUUGAGGACAACAGAGAUGGAGUUUUCCCUCUCAUCAAAAGUGUUUUUUUUGUAUAUUAUCUGUCUUUACCAUGGCACCAACGCAAGGCUUCAUCAGUUCAUUCUUUAUUUGAAGAGCAUUUAUCUGGCUCACCCAUCUUUACUUUUCUUCUGGAAGACUCUCUCUUUUAUUUAUG
Messenger RNA from Nerophis lumbriciformis (worm pipefish), 2725 nucleotides. RefSeq lists its product as uncharacterized. Lineage: Eukaryota; Metazoa; Chordata; Actinopteri; Syngnathiformes; Syngnathidae. The record is from RefSeq and is a predicted model, not a curated record. Gene Ontology annotation, molecular function: DNA-binding transcription factor activity, RNA polymerase II-specific; sequence-specific DNA binding. Gene Ontology annotation, biological process: regulation of transcription by RNA polymerase II. Gene Ontology annotation, cellular component: nucleus.